Molecule: messenger RNA, 729 nt
Organism: Caenorhabditis briggsae
Lineage: Eukaryota; Metazoa; Nematoda; Chromadorea; Rhabditida; Rhabditidae
Exons: 3
Coding region: 1-729 (242 amino acids)
Source: RefSeq, a predicted model, not a curated record
AUGGAUAAUUAUAACGAGCUAUUGGUUGAAGAUGCAUUUGACGAUGAGGAUGAUGAUUUCGAAACACCCGAAGAUGUUGGACAGAUCAUGGACCGCAUAGAUUACUCAAAUAUUUGUAAAAUUUAUUUGGAUUACAAUGAGAGAUCAUUAGAAAGAAAAGAAAGUCAUGAGUUGAAUAUGAUCUCAGUUAUCGGCACUGAGGCAUUCCAACAUGCUGACAAACUUCGGGUCAAAAAUGUGAUCUUUCCAUGGGACGAAUGUCGUUUUUUCUCGAAUUUUAAUGAUGCGGUUGUAUGCUUCCAUGGCGAACUUCAUGACCAUUAUUUGAUGGAUUUGAUAAGAGAUCUUCUCAAAAAUCAUGAACUGGCAAAACUUCAAAUCAACUGUCCAUCUCGUACCUCUUUCGAUCAAAAUGUAAUCGAUAGACUGAGAAGCAAAUAUGAGACGGAUUUGAAUAACUGGGCCUAUUUUUCUUACGAACGUUCUGGAAAAUUGGGAAUGAAUCUUGGUUAUAAAAUGAUUGUUUUCCGUGGACCAAGAUAUAGGGGAGAAAAAAAUGGAGUGCAUGAAUACUAUGAUGAUAUGGACGUCGAGGAAGAGAUAGAAGGCAUUGUGAAAAAUUCUGAAAAACUUCCUGAUGAUAUUGAUAUGAUACUCGCUGAUUUGUACAUUGAGGAACAAUUUCCCGAAUUGUUUUUGAAGCAAAAUUCCUAUAUUGGAAUUCAAUGA